Molecule: messenger RNA, 693 nt
Organism: Diorhabda carinulata
Lineage: Eukaryota; Metazoa; Arthropoda; Insecta; Coleoptera; Chrysomelidae
Exons: 4
Coding region: 1-549 (182 amino acids)
Molecular function (GO): calcium ion binding
Source: RefSeq, a predicted model, not a curated record
AUGGGUGAUUAUUUAAGUCGAAUUACAACUAGUUUAUUCGAUUAUCCUCUUAAAACAUUUCAUCCCUGUGUUUACUCAUCAGAAGUACCUCAAGAAGAAAAUACCGAUACGCCAAUAGAAUCAAACUACGAUAAACUCGUUAAAAAAUUCACGAAGAAACUUCAGAAGAAUCGAAUGGAAAAUCGAACGGGUGAUUAUAAGAGUUGGGAAGAAAAAUAUUUGUUGAUAAACUUUCCAGAAUGGAACGAAUCGACGAUCUCUUAUUUGCAUAGCUUAUUCUUAACUUUCUCUAACGAGAAUAAGAUGAUAGAUUUCAAAGCAUUUUUAUGUAUACUAUCGUGUCUUUGGUGUGAAAUUGAUAACGAAGAAAAAAGAAAUCAAUUUAAAACUACCGACGUAAAUCAAGAUGGAUUCAUAGAGUAUCUGGAAUUUUUAAAUUUGAUCUAUUCUGAUGAAAAUUUAACAACUGUUACUAAAAGUAUUGCAGAACAAACGCAGUUCGUAAACGCUUUGUCUAUUGGAGAACAAUUAGAAUGCGGAUUGUUUUGAUAUCACUCACAGUGACAACGAUUUCGAUUGCUUCAACUAGGAGUUAUCGAAGGGACUGAGUGAGAUAUUGCUGGCGGUACCGUGUAGUCUUAUAAAUAAAAUAUUGGAGGAAAUUCAAUGAGUGUAAAAUUGUGAUAAGGAGUC